AUGAGCGUCCAACUGUGUGAAACACAUGCUUUGCCAUCGAAAAAUAGCCGAGAGACGCCGUUCAGCAACAGCAAUCAAGUCGCCUUUGCUGGAAUGGAAACCAUCUUUGAAACUAUGAAAUUUGCCGACAUCACCUUGUACGUCCGUAACUGGCAAUUUAGAGCUCACAAAAUCAUUUUGGCCACGAGGAGUCCUUUUUUCGCUGCCAUGUUCCAACACCAAACUGAAGACAUUUUGUUGGAACGCGUCCAAAUUGAGGACGUCGAGCCGGACGUGUUUGAAGAAAUCCUCCACUUUAUCUACACUGGCUGUCUGGCGAAAGCGGAGAUGAAGCCUACAAUGCCCUUUGAAAUCCUCAAAGUGGCGGGAAAGUAUCUGAUCGACCAAUUGAAAAUGGAAUGCGAGACUCAAUUGAUUCACCGGAUCACGGCAGACAAUUGCGUGCAAUUAAUGUGCUUCACCGAAGAAGACGAUCCGGCGUUUUAUUUGAAGAAGCAUGCCAUCCAAUUCUUCCGUAAUUUCCCCAACGAAGUGAUGGCGACGGAAGCUUGGGAAACUGUCGAACGCGAUCAUCCAAUGCUGGGUCUGACUACGCUAAAGAAACUGCUCAUCGGAACUCGUUAG
Daphnia pulicaria is the source of this 624-nucleotide messenger RNA. Its product is annotated as speckle-type POZ protein B-like. Gene Ontology annotation, biological process: proteasome-mediated ubiquitin-dependent protein catabolic process; regulation of proteolysis. The record is from RefSeq and is a predicted model, not a curated record. The coding region runs from base 1 to 624 and encodes 207 amino acids. NCBI's taxonomy places the organism in Eukaryota, Metazoa, Arthropoda, Branchiopoda, Diplostraca, Daphniidae. Gene Ontology annotation, molecular function: ubiquitin protein ligase binding. Gene Ontology annotation, cellular component: cytoplasm; nucleus. The transcript has a single exon.